Cooperia oncophora is the source of this 603-nucleotide messenger RNA. Lineage: Eukaryota; Metazoa; Nematoda; Chromadorea; Rhabditida; Trichostrongylidae. The record is from the annotation of a GenBank genome assembly.
AUGGAUGAAGUGAUCGAAUGUGAUAGUUACGAUCCCGUAGAAGAUUUCGAUCCCGAGUCCUUCAAGCCCGCACCGACGAAGCAUAUACGUCCUCCUUGGUUUAAACAUUCUGCAACGGAAUGCGAUGCGAAAAAUUGGGAAAUUUUCGUAGAAGCCAUAGAGGCUUUCGAUCAUAAUGCCUUGUCGGAAAAAGAUGUGGCUACGAAAGUUAUGGAGUGGCUAGAGAUUUGUUUCAGUAAGGAAGUGCAAGCACAUGAGGAGGCGAAGAAAAUGCAUGAAAUCGCUUUUGGAAUUCUAAAGGCGGUAGCCGAAUCAUCGAAGAAAUCCGUCAUAGGAAAGCAUCUAGUGGAAUCUGGAGUUAUAGAAGUUUUAGCGGUUGUCAUGGAAGAGUCAGAGUGUGCUGAUUUACGAAUGAAAGCGCUCCAUACAGUUUUUCAAUGGAUAUCGUCGCCUACGCUUUGGCGUGUUUCGAAUGCUCGUCUUUGUGAAGGAAAUUCAGAAGAUAAAUCGCGUACUCUCCAUUCAAGACUUGUUGCAAUGUCGCUUGCUCAUCGAUAUUUCAUUAGCAAGGACUUAAAGACACAUUUCGCGACAAAUUGUUAG